This is a messenger RNA of Nicotiana tabacum (common tobacco), 1206 nucleotides long. The record is from RefSeq and is a predicted model, not a curated record. Lineage: Eukaryota; Viridiplantae; Streptophyta; Magnoliopsida; Solanales; Solanaceae.
GCACUUAUAUACUAAUCCCAGCACCCUCUACUGCAGCUACAGAGUCCAGAACUAGAGCUUCCUUUGCAUUUUCUUCUUUUCUUCUUGUUACUCCGAUUUUAGCUUUUAAUCAUGGGCAAGGGACCUGGUCUUUACACUGAAAUCGGCAAGAAGACUCGAGAUCUAUUGUACAAGGACUACCAGAGUGACCACAAGUUCACUAUUACCACCUACUCUCCCACCGGAGUUGCUAUUACUUCAUCAGGAACGAAGAAAGGUGAUCUGUUUUUGGCUGAUGUUAACACUCAGUUGAAGAACAAGAAUAUUACAACAGACAUUAAAGUAGACACAAAUUCCAACCUCUUCACAACCAUUACUGUUGAUGACGCUGCUCCCGGGUUGAAGACAAUUUUAAGCUUUAGAGUUCCUGAUCAAAGGUCUGGAAAGUUGGAAGUUCAAUAUUUGCACGAGUAUGCUGGGAUAAGCACCAGUGUUGGGUUAACAGCAAACCCCAUUGUUAACUUUUCUGGUGUUGUCGGUACCAACAUUCUUGCUCUUGGAACUGAUGUAUCCUUUGACUCCAAAACAGGAGAUUUCACCAAAUGCAAUGCCGGUUUGAGCUUCACAAAUGCUGACCUUGUUGCUUCUUUGAAUCUGAAUGACAAGGGAGAUAAUCUGAGUGCAUCUUACUACCACUCCGUCAGCCCUUUCACAAGUACUGCUGUUGGGGCUGAGGUGAACCAUUGCUUCUCCACCAAUGAGAACACCAUCACCGUUGGCACUCAGCAUCGAUUGGAUCCUUUGACCAGUGUGAAGGCAAGGGUUAACAACUUUGGCAAGGCUAGUGCUCUGCUUCAACAUGAGUGGCGUCCAAAGUCUCUUUUCACCAUUUCAGGAGAAGUGGACACUAAAUCUGUUGACAAGGGUGCCAAGUUUGGACUUGCUUUGGCUCUCAAGCCAUAGACUUGUUAUCUUAAAUCCAUAGACAUGAGGCAUUGCUGCAAUUUGAAGACUUGUUCUGUGGUGUUUUUUGCUCUGUAAAAAUAAAUUUAGGUGGUUGCUUGAACCUAUGCCUUCGUUCUAAGUUCAUACAUUCUUAUUAACCCUUUUCAAAAAUGAUGAUGGGUACCCUUUAUUCUAAGACUUUAGAUUUUUCUCCUGAGAUUGUCAUAAUCAACUGCCAAUUUUGAAUAUUUUUUUACCAGUACAUGUUUGUUUUGCAGCUCA